Messenger RNA from Cyclocybe aegerita, 330 nucleotides. The record is from the annotation of a GenBank genome assembly. NCBI's taxonomy places the organism in Eukaryota, Fungi, Basidiomycota, Agaricomycetes, Agaricales, Hemipholiotaceae.
AUGUUCCCAAUGCUCCUCAAGGCCUCAACUCCGGUAAUUUAUCGUGUGCUAUCAAAGUUUUCUCGGAGGUAUAUGGUUAUCAUCGCAGACACAGCCGUUCAAAGGGUGGACAAUGCUGGACAAUGUUGCGAUGCGCCAAGAUUCCGCCGCGAGAAUGAGAGCUUCCCCCACAGUAUCUUGACAAUCUUCGCUUCCCUCCUUUCCGCCUCUUCUCCUGCCCAAGCCACCGAAGUUCCGGCGACAAACGUCUCGGAUGAUGACAUCCUCUUCGAGCUCAGCGAUGCCGAGAAGAAGGCAUCGGGCACUUACAGCUACUGCGUUAUCGCCUAA